Cylicostephanus goldi is the source of this 396-nucleotide messenger RNA. NCBI's taxonomy places the organism in Eukaryota, Metazoa, Nematoda, Chromadorea, Rhabditida, Strongylidae. The record is from the annotation of a GenBank genome assembly.
GAAAUGUUUUCUGGACAGCGCCUGUGGAUUGAGACUGCGCCAGGCGUUUCAACUUUCAAUAUCGCUGAUACGCGAGAAGAUGAUGAAGGAGAUUAUUCAAUCCUACUGCGAAACGUAGCUGGCACCUCGGAACAUAAAUUCAAGCUACAAGUGGAUACUUUGCCGGAAAUCAACCGACCAGAUCGAUACACCUCGGUGCUUGUCUAUGAUGAAGGAGAGACUGUAAAGUUGCGACUCACAUUCUCAGAAGUGGGAGCGCUAAUCUUCAUCACCGUGCAGCAUCGCUUGAAUGGCGAGUUCUUGCCUGCUUUGGUCGAGCUUAGCCUGUUCGGCUUGCUGUUCGUCUUGAGCCACUUUGAUGAAAUUGUCGACGAUGAUUGUGAUCGGCAAGGCUAA